CCACCAAACUAGGGGUGUGUCAAAUGGCUCUCAGCGCUGUGUGAUAAACCUAGUGGAUAUUUCUAUUUUUAACACGCGGUGCACUGCCCUGUCAACUUGUACGCUGGGGCUGGAGCCGAGUGUUCAUCCAAGCCAGUUGUCACAGCAAGAGACUGUUUGGUGGGCACCAAAGCAGAGUCUCUCUUUCUCGUUCUCUCUCUUUAACAAGCUGGAUUUUACCUGUUGACCAGAGGACUAUUGGGAGUGUAUUGGAGUCAAGAAACAUGCGCUGAAAUAGCCAUUGUUGGAUUUUUGGAUGUGGGGACGGGCUGGAUAAGGCAAAGUGUGGGUGUUGAAGUGGAGGGGAGAGACUGCUGCCGGGGUCCAGUGUUGACUUUUCCCCGUGUUGGACUCGUGGACGUGAGCAAGAAUGUCUUGGGAAGGUGACCCCUCCACCACAACAAUCAGCACUGUCGCUGUGCAGGCUGGCGACUCCCAGCUAGUUAUUACAGUACUGAAGUGUGGCACGCUCAUGGAGCUGCAGCUGACGGAGGCCAAGCCCAACCUGCUGGAGAUCGGCGCCAACCAGGAGGAGACCAAGAAACUCCUCGCGGAGCACGAGCAGCUCCUCGCCAAGCUCAAGAAACAUGAGGAAGGCGUGUGGGCUCUGCUGGCCAAGGCAGACAGGACGGCAGAGGAGAAGGCUGGGGAGGAGGUGGUGUACGGGGCCAUGGCAGACACCCUUAGCGACGCCUGGUGGACUCUCGUCACCCACUUGGAGAGGCGCAGGUCGCUCCUCCAGCUCGCCUCCGAGUUCUUUGACAGGGCCCUGGAGUUUGCCAUCAAAAUCGACGAGGCCGAGGAUUUCCAACGCGUCGGCCAGGAGGUCGCGGACGCCGCCUCGCUCACCAGGCUCCUCCAGAGACACAGUGACAUUAAGCGAGGUCUUUUGGAAAAGUCCAUGCUGGUCUUGAACAAGAGUCGCGAGUUGCUGGACUACCUGAGUGACUUCCAGGUGGACGAGGCCCUGCGCUUCUCCGACGCGCUGUACGGAGCCCGGUCCAGCUGCAGCAAGGUGGAGUAUCUGAUGGAGCUGCUGCAGGACCGGCGCCGGCAGGUGGACCUGCACAUGAGGCGGCAGCGGCACAGGCUGGAGGUCAUCCAGAAUAUAUGCCAGUGGGAGCAGCAGGAACAGGAAGUUACGCACUGGUUCAAGGAAAAUGCAGAUUUAUACUUGGAGAACGAUCAGCUCGGUUCCUCUCUGUCAGAGAGUGAGGACCUGCUGCAGGAAUACAGAAAGUUUGAGCAGAAAGCCAAGGACUGGGGCCUGCUGGUGGAGAAGCUCCUCGCUCGAGCGUCUGAGAUGCGGGCGGCCCAGGAGGAGGAGGAGGAGAAGGCGGAGCAGGAGGUGGAGGGCGAAGGAGGAGACGAGUGCCCGGAGAUGGAGCGCGUGGCGGAGAAGAGCCGGGCGCUGCGGGCGCUGCACGACCGCUUCUGGAGCCUGAUGAUGGGCCGCCUGGCGCGCCUCCAGGAGGGGCGGGCGUUCUUCAGCAGCACUAACGAGGCAUUCGAGGCGCUGGGGACCAUAGAGAGCCGCAUGAAGAGCUUGAAGAGCCAGUCUCUGACGUUCUCAGAAAUGGCCAAGAGGCACGAGGAGCUGCAUCGCAGCAUCAAAGAGGCCACAGCAGACCCCCUUCAGAGAGGCCAGCUCAUCCUGCAGAAGGCUACGCCAAACAGCCCGCAAGUGUCAGAGGUGCAAAGGAUGCUGGGAUUCAUCAAAGAAAGGAUGGAGGCUCUGAACCAAGACUGUAGUGCCCACAGAGAGCUGGCAACAAAGAGACAGCAGUUGGUGUCCUCAUUUGAAGACCAUAUGGAUAAGAUCUCAGCAUGGAUUAAGAAUGCCAACACUACCCUCUCUAGCAAUACCCAUCCUGGGGAUUCACUCUCCCAGGCCGAAGAUAUUCUCAACAAGCACGUAGAGCUUUGCUCUCAGACAGCGAAUAUCACGGGCGAAUCAGAGGCCAUCGGCGAGCUCACCAAGGAGCUGAAAGCCCUGGAGUGUCAGGAGGGGGUGGAGUUCUCCAACAAAGCGUCGCUCUUGACGGAGGAGUUGAAGACCGUCACAAGGAACAUACUGGCCCGCGUGGAGACCCUUAGACCUUACGUGGGGUUCCUGCACUUGGCACAGGAGGUUGAGCAGCAGAUCAAGCAUUUGCUGGAGUCCUUCAAGACAAAGCCCAUCGAGGAGGAGGAGAAUGAGGAGGCUGCUGUGGCACUGAAGGAAAUGGCUGAUGCUAAAUGGCAGUCACUGCUGGAGAGAUUUCUCACCAUGCAGGACCUUGGGAACAAUUUCAUCAAUUCCUCGAACAUGGUGAGUGAGAAGCUGGAUCUGAACGUGAAGGCUGCGGUGGGUGUGGUGGAGAGGACCAUGGAGGCCCUGAGUAAGAAGAAGGCUGACCUGUCCGAGGUGUGGACCUCCUGGCAGAUCCAAGUCAGCCAAAUGAAGUCUGUGAAGAAGCAGUGGAAGAAGUUCAAAGAGCAGAUCAAAAAGGUAGUUCAUGACCUUCGAGCUCUGGAGGAGGUCCUCGCUCCUGCAUCCCAGGUCGAUUUGGGGAGUGAUCUGUUUUCCGUGGCCAAGCUGCAGGAAAACUUCCACUCAGCCAAACCGCAGUUUCUGCAACUGAAUGCGGAGGUGGAGUACCUGGUGAAGACGUCUGAACUGCUGGCUCUGAAAGGGAUCCCCGCCAAGGAGAAGAGCGAGCGAGUCACCGAGCUGCUUCAGCUGCACCAGCGGGUGAAAGACAAAAUCAAGGAGUACGAAAGCGUCCUCAGCAUGGCAGUUAAAUUCCAUCAGCUCUACAAAGAGCUGGAUGGCCUGCUGAUGGCGGAGCCGGUGACGGUUUUUAGCGACACCAGCCAGGCCAGGAUCCAGCUGUCCCAGCACCAGGAGCGCCAGAGCCACUUCAGGCACUUGCACAAACUUGCCAUCUCGCUGGGGGCCGACAUUACCACCACGGUGCGGCAGUCGCAUGCCCUGGGGUUCUCGGUGGUGCGCCUGCAAGAGAAGCUGGGUCGUCUGGAGCGGAGCGGCGUGAGCUGGAACGCCGAGGCCAGCAGGAGUGAGGAGAGCCUGAUGAGCAACGUGCACUACUGCGCCUUCAAGGAGGAGAUCAGCGAGCUGAGGGAAUCUUUCAAAGAUCUCAAGAAGAAGUUCAACAACAUGAAGUUUAAUUACAUGAAGAAAAAUGACAAAUCAAGAAACCUGAAGGCAGUCAAAAAUCAAAUACAACAAAUUGAAAUAUACAUUGAGAAACUCCAGGUCCUGAAGAAGAAGAUGCAGACAUUCACUGUGAAGGUGUCCACUGGCUCUGAGAAGCAUCUGAUUGGCAGCAGCCCCAGAGAGAUGGAGGAUGCCGUGAAUGAGCUGCAGAGACAGCUGGGCGACUUUGACAGGACGGUGGAGGAGUACAAGCAGAACCUGGACAUGACUGUUAAACUGCAGCAGGCAGUAGAGGAGUACCAGUUCUGGUGUGACGAGGCAAGUGCCACCAUUAUCCGAGUGGGGAAGUAUUCCUCCCAGUGCAAAAGCAAAGAAGCAGUGAGCGUGCUCUACAAGCAGUUUGAGAAGUACGUCUGGCCCACCGUACCCCAGCAGGAGGAGAGAAUUAGCCAGAUCACAGAGCUGGCUAUCCGCUUGCAUGGACCCGACGAAGGAAAAAAGUAUGUUGACAAGACGGUUUCCAAGCACAAUGAGAUUGUGGAGUCCAUAAAGGAAUUGUGUAAUGGGCUGAUAGACCUGGAGAAUAAACUGGAGGCCGAGGCUUCAAAGGAAUCACCUGACAUAAUGGCGCAUGACAUCCCUAUACAAGUGGAACAAUCAAAGAAAAUACCAGAGAAUAACAAGUCACAGCAACAGCAAGACUCUAUUGAUGUGGAACAGUCUGAGCCAAAAGAAACUGGACACACACCCGAGAUCACCACGCCGGGACAUGACAAAGACAAAGACAAAGACGCUCCUCCAAGUAAGAAACCAGAGGUCAAAAGGCCUCAUCUCCGCAAGAGCAGAAGCCAGGACCUGCCGGACAAAACGCCCCCGGCACAGAGCAAGGUGCUGUCCGAGACCAGGACCUACACUCAGGAGAACUACUCGGCGACCAGCCGAGUGGAGACCAUCACAGGGAAGUCCACCGUGGAGCGCAAAGAGCAGCACCACUCGUCGGUCACCCACAAGCACACGUUCAACGUGUCCAGGUCACCAGUGGACCGCGACAGGAAGGUCCACAUCCUCAGCCGAUCGCGGAGCAACUCUCAGGAGACCCCUCCCCCGAGCGCUCCAACAGCCCCCAGCUUCUCAGACAUCCAGAGAGAGUUCCAGAUCCCCAGGAAAGACAGGAUGGGGCCGGCCCAGAGGACCUCACAUGAAGGUGGCCACACAGGCUCACAGGUUUGUCAGUUUGGACCCGUUUUUAUUUAGAGUGUGUGUGUGUGUGUGUGUGUGUGUGUGUGUGUGUAUGUGUGUAUGUGUCUUUUCUACAUAUUUUUUAAAUAAUGAGAAAUAAGUAAAAUGGCUUGCCAGGGGUGUGUUUCCUCAAAGCGACAUUGAGUGACCACUGUGGCGUGGGGGUAAGGCAUUCAAAAUGGAUCCAUCUCUGUCAUUUGAUGGUCGUAGUUGUUCAACAAAGCUUUCAGGAAACACACUCCAGUUUGGAUGCAUUGAAGCGUUUGUGCACAGGAGGUAAGUACUCAAAGUGUUGAUUUCUGUGUGAGGGUGUCAGCAUAAGUUUUAUGUUCUUCAUGUGUGUAUGUGUGUGGGGCUGCACCAUGUUUGUCCCUGUGUGUGGUUAUCUACUCCUAACAG
This is a messenger RNA of Sardina pilchardus (European sardine), 4837 nucleotides long. RefSeq names its product coiled-coil domain-containing protein 141-like. Bases 410 to 4453 code for a protein of 1347 amino acids. The transcript has 23 exons. The record is from RefSeq and is a predicted model, not a curated record. NCBI's taxonomy places the organism in Eukaryota, Metazoa, Chordata, Actinopteri, Clupeiformes, Clupeidae.